This is a messenger RNA of Rhipicephalus microplus (southern cattle tick), 531 nucleotides long. Its product is annotated as E3 ubiquitin-protein ligase MARCHF3-like. Lineage: Eukaryota; Metazoa; Arthropoda; Arachnida; Ixodida; Ixodidae. The record is from RefSeq and is a predicted model, not a curated record.
AUGAGUGUGGUGCACGUCUCUUGCCUGGAACAUUUGAUGAACGCCAAGAACGUGGACCACUGCGAGGUUUCCCACCGCCGCUUUGAAACCGUGGCCCAAACCACCGGUAUCCGUCAGUUCUUCUACUGGGCUCUGCAAGCUGGCUCUCUACGGGUCAUGCUAGGAGAGCUGAUCUGCUUCGCUGUCAUGACACCACUGACCGCCCUCAGCUGCUUCUAUUGCAUCCUUAUCGCCUCACAGGAAGCGCUGGAAGGACGCAUCAAUGGGUUGGUCAGCGUGGUCGUUCUAUCUGGCCUUUUGCUUACUGCCUACUUGUACUUGUUUGUUUACAUAGUGCGCUCCCAUUACCGCAAUUUCGUUCUAUGGCAGACACAGAAUUCGAUGUGCAAAACUUGGGUUCGGCGCAGUGCGGUGCUUAACUAUGGACAACUCAGCACGCCGGGUGGGCAGCAGGUGAGCUCACGGAAGAUUGUGGAUGUAGGGGCUGCAAGCGUCACCGAGACCGAGUGCACAAGGCAGCUGAAUGUAUGA